Messenger RNA from Medioppia subpectinata, 822 nucleotides. Lineage: Eukaryota; Metazoa; Arthropoda; Arachnida; Sarcoptiformes; Oppiidae. The record is from the annotation of a GenBank genome assembly.
CUCAAGUCGUGCGCCAAAGCGUUUGUCCGGUCGACACGACAGGAGCAGCACAUCAACAACGAGCGCAUUGUCCAGAGAGUGGCCUCAAGGCAUCAGUUUGUGGUCAAACUCUAUCGUACGUUCAAAGACGACCAGUCGGUCUACUUCUUGCUGGAGGCCGCUCUCGGCGGCGAACUCUGGACACUAUUGAGGCACCGCGGUGCGUUUGAAGAGAUUUCAGCCCGAUUUUACGUCGGGUGCGUUGUGGAGGCGCUCCAGUAUCUACACUCCCAUCAAAUUAUUUACCGAGAUUUAAAACCGGAAAACUGUUUGUUGGAUCAAACUGGUUACUUAAAAAUUACAGAUUUUGGUUUCAGUAAAUUAUUAUGCGCGGGUGAAAAAACGUGGACAUUUUGCGGUACACCGGAAUACGUGGCCCCAGAGAUCAUAUUGAACAAGGGUCACGACCAGGCCGUCGACUUCUGGUCGAUCGGCAUUUUGCUGUACGAACUGUUGACCGGAAUGCCUCCGUUCACAUCACCGGAUCCGCUGAAGACAUAUAAUAUAAUACUUCGGGGUUUCGACGCCAUCGGCUUCGAAGAGGCCAUCUUCUCGAAGAACUGCGUGAAUCUGAUCCGUCGAUUGUGUAAAGAGAAUCCCAGCGAACGAAUUGGUGUCCAGAAGAACGGCUAUUCGGAGCUGAAGAGUCACAAAUGGUUCUCCGGCUUCGACUGGGAUCAGCUGAUCCGGCGGGCGAUCAAACCGCCGAUUGUGCCCCGACUUAACAGCUCGACUGACACUCACUAUUUCGAUGUGACGCCCGACCAGACCCUCAAAGAGGCC